AUGGCAUAUACGUUCUCAUGGCAACAUCUUCACUCGCAAUAUCUUCCCUGGAAACAUCUUCUCUGCUCUGCAUGCGGAGCUACUAUUAAAGCUUUCGGAAGAGAUAUCACCUCGGAAGACCCCAAAUGGAGCGAGAGAUCGCUUAUACCGAGUCAGUCAGUUGGCCCUGGCCCUGUAUUAUUCCUGUUUGUCUACACGGUGAAGAAAGAUGUUCAUGGUCUGGAUCUGGUAGCUAUGAUAAACCAUCGCUCGAAAGAUGAAGAAUAUGACGACGAUUAUGAUGGUGACGACCCUCUACAGCAGCGGCAAAGAUUUCGACUCUCUGGAAUCGCUCAGAUUGGCGAUUGGGAGAAUCAAGGUUUCGUCGUGCCCUGGGACCGAAAUGCGGCUGUGGUAGGAGGGCCUAAAAGACAGAAGAGGAUUGCGACUGUUCAACCUGUUACUUUACCUGAGCUGCUGGAUGAAACCGACAAUGGCAGCAAGUUGACUGGCGUUCCGCUUAACUCGCGCUGCUGGACGCUGAUCCAGCGCGUCGUCGGCUCAGAAGAGGCAGAACAGCAUCUGAAAUGCCUUCUCCGGGUCCUUCAACUGCGGCAGCUCGACGACCCGUUACUUGGGGGAACUACGCGUGUGCAGCGUGCAUCACUGGCCAGUGCUAUUGUCGCUAGUAUUGUUGCCGGUUCAGAAGCUGGCCUGACGAAUCGAUCUCCUACCUCAACGACCUGA
Rasamsonia emersonii CBS 393.64 is the source of this 726-nucleotide messenger RNA. RefSeq lists its product as uncharacterized. Lineage: Eukaryota; Fungi; Ascomycota; Eurotiomycetes; Eurotiales; Trichocomaceae. The record is from RefSeq and is a predicted model, not a curated record. The coding region runs from base 1 to 726 and encodes 241 amino acids. The transcript is spliced from 2 exons.